Messenger RNA from Pelmatolapia mariae (spotted tilapia), 2888 nucleotides. RefSeq names its product butyrophilin-like protein 1. NCBI's taxonomy places the organism in Eukaryota, Metazoa, Chordata, Actinopteri, Cichliformes, Cichlidae. Gene Ontology annotation, biological process: T cell receptor signaling pathway; regulation of cytokine production. The transcript has 6 exons. The record is from RefSeq and is a predicted model, not a curated record. Gene Ontology annotation, cellular component: external side of plasma membrane. Bases 56 to 961 code for a protein of 301 amino acids. Gene Ontology annotation, molecular function: signaling receptor binding.
CCCUGAAUUGGGACACAGCCUGAAACUGUUUUUUUACUGCGUCAGUGCAGUAAAAAUGAGAGGAGUGGCUCUGAUCUUGGUUACACAGAAUAGUUGCCGUAUUUCUGCAGACAUGGAGCUUCUAGCACUUCUGUUUCUGAGCUUCUGUUUCCUGACUUUGUCCGGACUGACCUUUGGUGCUGAAUUCGAGACACCUGUGGCCAGAGUGACUGUGCGAGAAGAUGAUGAUGUUAUUUUACCCUGUUCCCUCGACACCAAUGAGAACAUUGAGUCAAUGCUGUUUGACUGGGUUAAGGAAGUCCCUCGAAAGGAGGUGUUCAUGUAUCGUAAUCGCCAUCAUUACAAUAAUGGUCUGCCAGGUCAAGAUGUGGAGUUCAAAGGUCGAGUCUCACAUUUUCCAGAAGAGCUGAAGUACGGAAACGCCUCCAUAAGACUAAAACAAACUAGGGUGGAGGACAAUGGAACCUAUACCUGUAUAUUCCCAGACAUAAAGCCCAGUGAAAAAAUCUUCCGCAUUGAGCUUGUUGUUGGCGCAGCUCCAAAACCAUAUGUCACAAUACUUAAAGAAAAGGGGCUGCUGGAGUGUGAAGUUCCAGGUGCUUCUCCUAAACCUACAGUUGAGUGGUGGGACAGUGAUAACAAAACACUUCCUUCCAAGACGGUGCAGGAAGAAGAAGAACAAGGUCGCUUUCACGUCAUCGUCCAGACUACUGUGACUGAGCCUGGCUGUUAUCGCUGUGUAGCCACACAGAUGGAAAAGUGGCAUCGGAUUUCUUCAGAGAUCUGUGUGCAUCAUGAAAAGACGGAUCAACCACCCUCAGGGCUCCCCGUAUGGGCUGCUGCACUCAUCGGUGUUAUUGUUGGUGUUAUUGUUGGUGUUGUGGCUGGGCUUACAUUUAAAAAACACUGUGUGAAGAAAGGUUCACAAAGAAGAGAAAAUGGACAACUUGGUGUGGUGUAAAGUGCUCUUGAUUCUAAACAACCUUCAAAAGUGUGAAGUGGUGGUACUUUAAAUCUGUUUUUUUUCCCUUUGAUUCAUCUGAGAUUUUAAUCAGGACAGGAGAGCAAGUUGGUUUGUGUUAACUCUUCUUCGUCUUGGCUCAGGACAUUGCUCCUCCUGACUCCUUUCCCAUUUUCAGUACAGAUCUGAGCUGCAUUUGAAAGCUUUGCUAAUGACAUGAAGAUGUUUCAAGAAAUCCUCUUUUAAAUGCACCAAAGUACAAGGUUUUACUGUAGUUGCCUAACUUUAAGCUUAAAGUAAUCAAAACUUGCUUCCAAACAUGACUUUAACAGUAAUUAUACUGUCUUACUCAGAUAUUGUUAGAAUAACACAUUUUGACUUUUGUCAAAAUGACAAAAUGACUUCAUGUCAUUGUGAUAUGUGUUCUUACAUAAAAGUGUGCAGCUCUAUAAAUAAUUUGCUGACCAAAUUUUCUCUGACAUUUCUUGAUGCAUGCUGACCUCCCAGCCCAUUGUUCCUUCAGUGGGCUGGUUUCAGUCAUUAUGCAAAUGUACUGUUUAUAAGAUUGGGGAAACCUGCAGUCAGCUGAGACUGAAGAAGUCACUUGGAUGAGUGACGAAAUGUUUCUCCCACAAAACGCUACGUCCAGAUGAACAGAAUCAACUUUUGGAGGUUUCUCUGACAUUCAUGUUAUUAAUAGGGACAGUGAUGGUUUGUUUUCAUCAUAACAGAUUAAGAUAAUUGUAGCUCUAACAAAAAUUGAUAAAUAAUAAGAAAUGCAAAAUUUAAUUUACCUAAGAUAAAAGGGACCCUUAAUGUUAAGACUUGAGAAGUUAAAAUAUCAGGUUUUGUCAGUCGAAAGCUGUCAUACAGAUGGUGAAGAAUCUAAACUUCUUGACUCAUAUUUAACUCAGGUUAGUUAAACAUGUGUACUCAUGUUGGAAUACUUGAUUAAACUGAACCCUCAGCACUUCUCUUGUAAAUCAAUGUGAGUAUUUUGCAGGGGCAGGGAUAGUUCAGUAGGUAGAGUGGUGGCCCCAUGAUCGGAAGGUCGUGGAUUCAAAUCCACUGUGCGGCUACCGUGUGGUAUCCCUGAGCAAGGUACCGUCCCUACACACUGCUCCCCCGGCGCCCAGUGGCUGCCCACUGCUUCACUGAGUGGAUGGGUAAAAUGCAGGGAGGAAUUUCCCCACAGGGAACAAUUAAGUAUACAUUAUUGUCAUUAUUAUUAUAUAAAAAUAUUUCUGUUUGCCAAGCAGGCCUGUCAGGUACACUUGUGCUGUAGUAUGUAGUUGUUGGCUCCGUUGAUUUUUAUUUAUUUUUUUAUUUACAAGUUAUAUUUAUGCUGUUAAUUGUUGGCAGAUUUUUUUAUAUUCGUGCCAUUUCAGAGAGCCCUUAAGGGUGCACAAGUCUGAAUAAGAGAUGAAACAACAAACUUCUGUGUUUACUAUUUUGUUUUUGGUGUAUGUGUUUCUUUAAAGAUUCAUAAAGAGAGGAAAUGUAUUACUGUCUUAGUCAAAUUUCAAAAUAAUUCUUAUUUUGAAGCAGCUGUGCUUUGAUAAAAGACAUUUUGAGGCCAGGAAACCAUUUUAAUAAAACAUAUAAACCCAGGACUCUUAUCCUCUAUUGACUGAUUUUAUCCACAAAAUAAUAUCUGGUAUAUGUAGUGCCUCUACUCAGGACAGUACAAUAUCAGUUUCAAUAGAGAUCCUAGACAUCUAGGUGGUUUUGAUUUAGAGAUUUACAAAAGGGGUUGUCUCGGAAGUGAACAACUGGGAUCUUUAUUGCCUCCUUACAAAUCAUCAACAACAUAUACAGUCACAGUCAACAAGUUUGCAUACAAAUACUGCUUUGUUUGGUGGAGGGUCAAUAGAUAUAAAACAAAACAAAAUAAGAAAUUGACAUGAAAACAGUUGCAUUGAAUUGU